Macroventuria anomochaeta is the source of this 635-nucleotide messenger RNA. RefSeq lists its product as uncharacterized. The transcript is spliced from 3 exons. Bases 105 to 407 code for a protein of 100 amino acids. NCBI's taxonomy places the organism in Eukaryota, Fungi, Ascomycota, Dothideomycetes, Pleosporales, Didymellaceae. The record is from RefSeq and is a predicted model, not a curated record.
UUGCGCGCUCACGUGAAUUGAAGUAGUAGCAUUCGAAGGUUUUUCGAUCAUCACCUGGCUUGAUUCGCGUCUUUAAGUCUUCACCUGGGUCGUUCACAGUGGCCAUGGCUGAGCCAUCAAACUCCACCACCGUGCCACAAGCGGAGGCUUCGUCUUCCAGCAAGGCGCAAGAAGCGUGUGCACAGUGCAACAAGGCCGAUGUGCCGCUAAAGGCAUGCAACAAGUGCCACACCACAUUGUACUGUGGUAAGGACUGCCAGAAAGCACAUUUCAAAACGCAUAAGAAAGCAUGCGCAUCACUUGCGCAGGAGUAUGUGAAGAACAACGAGCCCAAGAUGGCAAGCAGAUCAGCACCGAAGGCGAAUGAUAGGAACACUGGAUAUAAGAAGUGGGAGUUCGACACAUGAGCACUGAGCACCGAACAUAGGAUCCAAGGUAUCGGAAUGAAUCAUCACACAGUUUUCGUCUGCGCUCCGCUCCGCUGCACAUUGCGUGAGGUCUAGAUGCGAUGGCGGAAGCACAGAGCCUCUUCUUCGGUAAAACGGCAAGAUGAUACAACGACCUCGCCUACGGCAAAGACGGCAGCAAGUAAUCACAACAUUUGCGCGAGUCUAUCCAGCAACAUUAGUAUCCAG